This is a messenger RNA of Notodromas monacha, 234 nucleotides long. The record is from the annotation of a GenBank genome assembly. Lineage: Eukaryota; Metazoa; Arthropoda; Ostracoda; Podocopida; Cyprididae.
AUGUACGGGAAAACGUGGACCGUUCUGGCCUUGAUGGCGAUUUUCGUGGGGGCCGCCAUGUCUGCACCGGACAUUGUAGAAGAGGAAUUUGACUUCGAGUAUGCUGACGAACCCACCACUGCAAACCCUGGACCAGGCACCACAGAAGACAAUGGUUCAGCAGCGUUGUCAGGAUCUUUUGUCACAGCAGUUCUCUUGGCUACAGGAGUCAUUAUGCUAUGUAAGUAUGACUGA